UGUCGUCUAUAGUGAGUGUGGUGUGAGGGGUCGUGUGGAGGUGGUCAUGGAAUUAUUACUCUAGUGCUUAGAACAGGCAAGAUGACUUCUAUGAAGAAGAUACCUAAUGUGCUGGGAGCGAGGAGAAGCAACACCCUGGACCAGGAGAGGGACCAGUUUGAGAGAACACAGGAAGCCAGUUUUCGUAAAGCCGUUAAUGAUGAAGAAGUUCCAGUUAAAACAAAGCACGUGCGAAAUCUCAUCAUUGGCACAUUCACUGACAAGAAUACCGACCUCUUCUGGAGGAACGUUGCAGUGUGUCCUCCAAUUAGCACAGAUGUUACUGGCUGGAAAUUCUGCCAUUGCCUUCAUGUUGUCUUACGUGAUGGACACCCAAAUGUGCUUCGGGAUUCUCAACGCCAUAUUAAUCGGAUCAAAGACACAGGACAGCAUUUCAGGCACCUUGAGCAUGGUUAUGGACGACUGAUUAAUCGAUACUGUGAAUUACUGAUUGCAAAGUUAAAGUUCCAUCAACAUUAUCCUCGAUUUCCGGGUUCAUUGUCUGUGACACCAGAAGAAUUGGAAGCCCUGGCAGAAAAUGAUGCCAAUAAUUAUUUUGAGUUGGCAGUUGAAAUGUUGGAGUACAUGGAAUGCAUCUUAAAUCUGUAUGAAGCAGUGUUCUCUUCACUGGAUCCAUCAAGAGCUAAUUCCAUGACACGUUCUGGCCAGUGUCGCUUAGCUCCAUUGAUCCCCUGUAUUCAAGACUCUUCAUGCCUUUAUGACUGUACUGUCAGGAUCUUGUUUCAACUUCACAAGGCACUUCCUACGGACAUGCUAAGUGGCCAUCGCUCAAGGUUCUAUAAACAGUUUAAGCAGCUGCAGCAGUUCUACAAUAAUACUCGGAAUCUUCAAUAUUUCAAGGGGCUGAUUCAAGUGCCAGCUUUGCCACAGGAUGCUCCAAACUUCCUUAUAGAAGCUGAAUUGCGGAGUCACGAAACUCCAGUGGUGGUCGUAGAGGAGCAACAUGAAGCAGCCGAUACAUCAGACUCUCUUCUUAUUGAUACAUCAGAGCCUGAGCCACCACCUAUACCACCACAUCCUGACCUUAUUGACAAUCAUAAUGGGUCUCUGGCUGAGGUAGUAGCAGAGCGGGAGUCACUCAUAGAAGCUCUUCAUGCGGAGUUGGAGGCCAUGCGUAUUGAGGUACAGCGAUCACGCUCCCAUGCUACACACAAUGAAGAACAACUUAGACUUCGUAUUAAUGAUCUUGAAUCAACAAUUGCUGAACUGGACAGUGAGCUUCUGGCCGAGAAACAAAGCAAGGAAUCUAUCAUGGCGCAAGUAGAAGCAGCAGCAGCAAGUGCAGAAGCAGUAACAAGAGUAGCUGAUGAGGAAACAAGGAGACGUUCUGCAGAAGAAAAAUUUCUUAAGAUGAAAGACGUGUACCAGAAGCUGCGUGACGAGCACAUACAUCUCAUCAGAGGGAAAGCAGAGCUAGACAAGCAACUUUCCAUGGAGCAGGAAGCGCAUGCAUCCACCCAGCGGUCAAAAGAUGAACUUGCUGCUGCCCUAAACAGACUACAGUCUCAAGUGACACAAGAUUCAGAGGCUCAUCGCAGUGUAACUCGUAUAGCUGAGCAGGAGAGAGAAAUGUUAAAUAAAAAAAUAUUUGAAUUGACUACUGAAAGGGAUAAACUGGCAGGCCAGGUGAGAGAUCUUCGGGAUAAUAUAUCACAUCUUAACACUGAAAUGGAGAGUCAAGCUCAACAAGCUACAUACCAGGUGACAGUUGUCCAGAAUAGCUGGGAAGGUGGUGUUCACAAGUGUGUUGAAGGAGCUGUAGAUGGAGCAUUGAUUGUGGUCUCACAUGCUCUCUCCCACUUUGAUCUUGAGACUCAUGCAGAUAUCAAGUGUACACCAGAAUACACUCUGGCAUACCAUGCAUUGGUGGUAGAUUCUCUGACAAAGCUUUGGAGUUCAUACGAAUCGUAUAUCAGCAGUUUCCAUGCAGCCCCAUACCUCAUCACCAGCAUCUCCUCAACUGCUCAUUACAUUGCUACUUUUCUACUUUAUGCAAAGGCCACCUCACAUGCCAGCCCAAAUAUUGAACAUGCAGAAAAUCUUGUUGCUUCUCUGGAGCAAUUUGCCAAGGAAUGUAUUGAUAGCCUUGGAAGGAUGCGUACAAAACAAGCUCUAGCGGAUAUCUUAACAACCAAGGAAAGGUUUGAGAGGUGCUGUUCACUGGUUUCCUUGUGUGAAGAUCAUAGCCCUGGAAUAGAAGAUAUGGCUUCCGUAGUACAGCGAGAAAUGGAGAAUAUGGAUACUGCCAUUAGGGAUGCUGUUGAAAAGUUCACUGCCAUGUUAGAAAAUUCUCGAGCUAAAGAUACAGGCACACAGCUAGAGAUUAAGUUAGGAAAGGUAAAUGAAAGCAUUCUUGGAACCUGCAGCGACUUGAUGGCAGCAGUUAGAUUAUUAGUUCAAAGGGCGGCAGAGCUUCAGAAAGAAAUAGUGGAUGCAGGGAAAGGAGGAGCUUCCCCUCGAGAGUUUUACAAACGCAAUCAUCGCUGGACGGAGGGUCUACUCUCGGGUGCAAAAACCGUUGCUAUUGCUUGCCAAGCUCUCAUGACAGCAGCUGAUCAAGUUGUGAGUGGUAAAGGCAAGUUUGAAGAAGUGAUUGUAGCUUCACGGGAGAUUGCUGCUUCCUCCAUGCAAUUGGUGAUGGCUUCUAGAGUGAAAGCUGACAAGUCUAGUGUCAAGCUGGGUAACCUUAAUGCCACAGCCAAGACGAUAUCAAGAUUGACAGGUACUGUUGUUGCAACCGCAGAAAAUUGCCGGGAUAAAGUAGCAAUUGCUGGUACCUUAGACUUUUCAAAGCUGAGUUUGCACUAUACUAAGAGGAUGGAGAUGGAAACUCUUGUUAAGGUCUUAGAAACAGAGAAGCAGCUCGAUACAGAACGCUCCAAACUUUCUGAGCUACGUAAACAUCACUAUCGCCUUGCUGGAGAAAUAGAAGGCUGGGAAGCAGCAGAAAUGAGCUGAGUGCACCUAUAAUAUCUAUCCAGUGUUGCUGUGGAUAGGCCACAAGUAUCCUUCACCUUAUAUUAUGAAUUCAGACAAUUUAAUAUUGAAUACACACUUAGCACAUGCUGUGUAACUAAAUACUGUAUACCUAUCUUAAUGUUGUAAGUUUUUCACCUGUCUGCUGGGCCCAUAUUUUACUUAGUUUUUUUCUCUCUAAUUUAUUAUCUCCAUGUGUUUAAAAAGUAUCAGAUAACUUUAUAAAUAUACAUCUUUUUUAUUUUCUCCAUCACAUUCCAUCUACAUCUGAAUCUCAUUGUGCCAGCUGCAGUUCAUUAAAAUUAUAUACUUUUACAUUUCAAUGUGUAUUUUCUCAAGCAACACAACUUGUUUACAGUCAUUUCUUAUAUAUUCCCUUAAUGCUGUUUGCUCUUACAGUUGUUCUUUUCAGAGAAAAUUAAAGUAGACUUUGUCAUGCAUUGUGCAACUACUGCAGUGUAUGUUUACUUAGCUUCCAUGUACAGUGCCUCAUUAGAGGUAUACUGCAUAAUUUGGGAAAAGAGAAAACAAAGACGUGACUGCACUUAGGAUCAGAAAUCUUCGAAAUUUCAAGGAGUUGAAAAGCUUGAACUUUAGUGAGUUCCAUGACUACCUAGUAGGAAAAAUAAUAACUUCUUGUAUCGCACUUUGAUUAGCAAGCAAAACAUUUUUGAAUAAUACAUUCAUAUGCCUUCUAUUCUUUCCAUAAUUGUUCGUUCAAUAGUACCUCCUCACCUUUAAUUCUUGAUAAGUGAGACACGUGUGCAACAUUUAGGUAUCUUUAUUCAGAAAGAUUUUGCCUACACAAUAGACUUCUCUACUCGAAUACAGAGGCAGCAGAAGAAGUAGAGUUGUAUAGACAAUGUAAUCAGUUCGUCACCCCGGAAGACAAUAGUUUUGAGGUGAUCAGUCCUUCAACCUGGAGAAGAGUUUUACUCCAAAGACUGGAACAAUAAGUAGGCAAAACAUUUCAGAAUAAAGAUACCUAAUUGUUGCACAUGUCUUACUUACCAAUUUGUUGGUAUUGUAUUCCAUCAUAUCACCUCUAAUUCUUACUUAGAUACUUUUUUUUUUACGAACUUAACAAAUUUAAAUACUUCUGACCUAGAACUUAUAAUUUUGUUUCAUUUAUUACAUCUACAAGGUGCAGAGCAUAAUUUCUUUAUUACACAUAAUGGGUAUCAUAUUCAGGAUGAAAAGUUUGUACGAUAAUCACAUUAAACAGUAUGUACAGGAGCCCCUAGUACACUGGCACAGCUAUGAAUUCAUGUAUUAAGUUAAAUAUGAAGACCACAUCUGUUUUAU
This is a messenger RNA of Cherax quadricarinatus, 4341 nucleotides long. RefSeq names its product Huntingtin interacting protein 1 (gene Hip1). Gene Ontology annotation, cellular component: clathrin-coated vesicle; actin cortical patch. The record is from RefSeq and is a predicted model, not a curated record. NCBI's taxonomy places the organism in Eukaryota, Metazoa, Arthropoda, Malacostraca, Decapoda, Parastacidae. Gene Ontology annotation, biological process: clathrin coat assembly; actin filament organization; endocytosis. Gene Ontology annotation, molecular function: actin filament binding; clathrin-cargo adaptor activity; phosphatidylinositol-3,5-bisphosphate binding.